UUAGAGAUCUCUCUCUUUAAACAUAAACCAAUAAUUACAGCACCUUUGCUAGCAAAGAACAGAUUAACUUUCUGAUCCUAAAGAUCCUAGGACAAGUCUUAAAUCUAGUAUUUCUUGGGGAAAAAAUGGUGUAUUUGAUAGUUGUUGAUAGUUACCCUAAAUAGAUUCAUGGAAAGGGUAAGGAAUAAAAGUUUGGUGAGAAACAUUAGGCAUCAGGUAAUGAUUAGUUGUAAUGUUUUCUCAAGGAGCCUUUCCAUUUCGCCAUGCCUUCUAUUGGAAUGUACACACUUGUAGUAGGAAAGGGACCAGUUCUUAAAGAUUUGUCUAUGUUAAACACUUUGCAUUUCCACUGGGGAUUGUUUUGUCUUUCUGAACAACCACACAAAUGCCUCAUUUGGCUGAUAAAGACAAAUUAUUGAAUAUCUAGCUCAUUAAGAGACAGGGAUAAUAUGUGGAAAUGGACAAAGGAUGGUAGGCUAUCUUAGUUCUAAGAAAAACAUGUUACAAUUCAUCCUUUUACUUGGAGUCUUGAAUGAAACUAUCCAAAUACUUUAGAUUCUUCAUUGUAUAUUUUAUUUUCAGAUUGCAUGUUAAAAGAGACCUGAAUUUCCAGUUCUUUUGGGGGAAGCCCUAAAUAACCGGGCCAGUAUCUAUAAAUAGAAAUACCUAGCACUCACGCAACAGUUGAUGGCGAUCUUUCACUUGUACCAACAGUUGAUGGCGAUCUUUCACUUGUACCAACAGUUGAUGGCGAUCUUUCACUUGCACCAAUGCUCACAGCACCUCUUGGCUGCAGGUAUCUGUGAUUUGCUCACUUUUCAACAAGGAGUGUAUGAUUUGCUCAAUUCUGGAGCUGGUAUCCCAUCCUAAAACCCCUCCUGUAGUCCCAACGCAUUUUCUGACUACAGCUGCCAGAGGUGUUUCCUAGCGGGGUUAGGCAUUGGUAGUUCUCAAAAAUAAAAAAGUUAGUUGAAAAUGAAAACUGCAUAAAAAUUAAGUGCUUUUGAUAAACCAUUCUGUGCUCAAAACACAAAUGUCUUAAGUUCCCAGCUUGUAUUUCCCUCUGCAGUGGAGAGAUGAAGAAAACUAUGUGUUUAAUUGGGAUAACAGGGCUGGAAAACCUUUUAAUAAUUGCCAUUUGCUCUUCACCCUUUCUCAUGUUCUUUGUGUGAUAUCAUUGUCAAAGUGCUCUUUCCACUGACUAUAUCCUGUAAUAUAAAUUUUCAAAUACCAGAAAUACAGUUGACCUCUAUCUGUGGAUAACAUCGUGGAGUCGGCCGUGGGUGGAAAAUAUUCAUGAAAAAACAUUGCAUCUGUACUGAACAUGUACAGACUUUGUUUUUCCUUGUCAUUAUUUCCUAAACAAUACAGUAUAAUAACCUCAUGGCAUUUGUGUUGUGUUGGAUACUGUAAGAAACCUAGAGAUGAUUUACAGUAGUGCAUAGGUUAUGUGCAAGUACUGUGCUGUCUUAUAAAAGGAACUUGAGCAUCUGCAAACUUGCAUAUCAGCAGGCAGCCCCGGAACCAAUGCCCCCAUGGAUAUUGCUGGGUUCCCUACUGUAGCUCCUAUCUGAGAAUCAAGCAUGGGCUGGCUAAUUGUUAAAUUCAGAACAGAGUCUUGACAGAACAGACCAGAAGGAGCUGUUUUUGAUGGUGCUCUCUCUUUAUUACUGGCAGAAGAGUCCCAUUGUUUUCCCACCAGAACAUGAGAAAAUAAGGCUAAUGGGGUUAGUUUACUCCAAGUGCCUACAGGGUUUUUGCUUUUGUUUUUUUCAUUAAAAUAAAAAAUGCCACCUUCUGUUGUAGAUUGUUAUCCUGAAAUAGUUAACAAAAAUUGUGUGUGUGAGUGUUAACUUGUGACAAUGUAAGAAAAUACUAGGUAAAGGUUGAAAAUUAUAAAUUAGAUGUUUAGACUAAGGAAUAUUUUAAGAUUUGUGGCAGAGGAAGCUUAUGAGUUCAUGGUUAAGCUAGGUUAGGUCUGUGUGUGGAUUAAAUCAAAGAGGAUGUGCAGAGGUUUUAUUUAGAGCAGUCAGGUGACUUUGGCAGCUAAUAGCCCAUAGUAUUUUCCACUCAAGGUUUUGUCUGCAUAGGAGCAACCUUGCAUGUUCAGUCUUACAGGUAAGAUACUGCAAAUAAUCCUCAGUUACCAGAGAUACCUCCUAUAACUGUCUAGCAUGUCUGUUCAUUUUUAAUAGCUAAAAUAUCAUUCUGGAUAAUCUAAUUCAAAUAGUUGAAUUUCAGAGCAACUCAAAUAUGGAGAAUUAUAUGACUUUGGAAGAAGAGGUUCUGCUUUGAGAAACCAUUUCUUUAAAUAUGGAAUAAUGGGCUGUCAUAGAGUUUGAGUAAAACUGAGCAUUUAUCCCAGUCCUAUACAAUAGCAUUAGACUCUGGAAGCCAGUCGUUAUCAUAGGGACCAUUUCUCAUUAAGUCUUCAAGUGUUUUUUUUUUUUUUUCAGUGUUUGUCAGCUAAAAAGCAUUAUUUUAAAGACAGGAUAAAAGGGGUAGUAGGUUGGAUCAUUGAAUAGUAGUUAGUGCACUUUAGAAAGCUAAUAGAAAUAAUUCUAAAAUAAUAUUUAAGACAAAUGCCUUAGGAGUCAGUGACAGUACUGCAGCUUCUAAAUCCAUGACAAGAGAACUGGUUAUUCAUGUGUUACUUAAUCACCCAGAUUUGCAUGUGGCUGGGGCUACUGUUGCUUUUUUAAAGUCAGUGUCCUUAUCUGGAAAUAAAAGUGUUGUAUUUUAUUUUCUCUAAGAUGCCCAUUGGCCCAGUUUUGAAGUCUGAUAGGACAAAAGGUUAAGGUCAGUAUAUCCAGGCACUUGCCUUGUCAGCUGUUGCCUCAUACAUUCAUAUCAGAAAUCAGUCUCCAGUGCCCUUGUCUACUGAAUGAGUAGGCUUCAUUCAGUGUGUUAUCAUUUAGGCAUUAAAUAUGGAAGAAAUGUGGUCCAUCUUAUGUGCAAACAACAUUGGCUUAUUUAAUCUGUGCUGUUUUACCAAGGAUAGUGAUUUGUGGGACAUGCUGGGCUAACAGGUUUUAAGAGGUUGCCUGGUAUCAACCCCAUCUGUCUGCUCUGACUUUUGCCUAUCUGACAGGCCCUCCCUUUCCAAUAUACCUACUCAGGAUUUUUGGAAAAAAAAAAAAAAAAGCAGAACACAGGAAAAGGCCCAGUUUAACCUGGCUGGGCUGGAUCUAGAGUGGAGUGGGCAAAGGAAAGGCACAACAAUGUCAGGUUUUGGUGAAAUCUAGUAAAAUACUUCAGUGUGACUGGAAAAGAAUGUGUAUGGGAAAGCAGCUGAACAUUCUGUGCAAAUUUCUGAGCUGUUCUCACUGCUGUAGAAUUUAGAGACAAUGUAAUAAUGAUCUUUUUAUCUUUUAGACAGAUUUCCUGCUCAACCCCAUAAUUGAUUUAGUGUCUAGACAGUGGUUUGCAGCCCAAUCAGAUUCAAUACCCCAGUCUUAAACAACUAAUUUUAAAUGCUGCUGCUUCCUUUUUAAAAAAUAUUUAUUCUUAAGUUUUAGAUGGACACAAUAUCUUUAUUUUACAUUUAUAUGGUGCUGAGGAUCGAACCUAGUGCCUCUUGCAUGCUAGGUGAGCGCUCUACCACUAAGCCACAAACCCAGCCCCUUAAAUGCUUCUUUUAAAAAAUCCUAAUUCAUCCUACUAUAAGAAAUGUUAUCAUUGCCCUACCCACAUAUAUCACCUCGGUGCUUUCCAUUCUGGUGUACUCUGGGCCAACUGCUAGCACCUAUCCUUGCUAUCUGAAAGUCUACCUGGAGCAGGCUGGAAAGGCCAGAAGAAACGCUCUCAGGAAUGGCCCUUAACCAAGGACCUGCGGCAACAUUGGUAUUUAAAUACCUCCAUUCCUGUGUUCCUUCUUAUCCCAUGGGAUUACCAUCCAAUUGCCACUCAUAGUAUUUACUCGCUUGAUCACACUUUUAAUGACUUUUCUUCCCUGACUUUAUACCCUACUCCUCUAUGGGUAUUUCCUGGGGUCCCUUUAUAAAUAAAUUAUCUACCCUAUAGUCCUUGCUCAUUGAUCUAAGAGAACUCAACCAACAUUCCUACUCAUGAGUUUUGAAAAAAAAUUGCAUAUAAUUCCCUAAUAAUAAUUAAAAGGAUAGUUGAUCAAGCUGGGAAUGGUGGAACAGACCUGUAAUCCCAGCAAGUCUGGAGGCUGAGGCAGGAAGAUCACAAAUUCAAAGCCAGCCUCAGCAAAUUAGUGAGCCCUAAGUAACUCACCGAGACACUGUCUCAAAAUAAAUAAAAAGGGUUGGGAAUAGCUCAGUGGUUAAGUGUUCCUGGGUUCAAUCCCAGUACUCUUCCACCAAAAAAAAAAAAAAAAGAAUUGAUCAUAAGACAUUGUAUAUUUAAAUAUGUGACUUCUCUACAUUAAAAGUUAAAAGAAACUUACAAAAAACUUUACACAAAAAUCUCCUCAAGGGAUUUGGCAGUUUUGAAUACAGGCACAGAUGCAGCCUGAUACUGAUAGGCUGUAGUGAUUUCCUGGGUACCACACGCAGCAUUACCAUUAGUGACAUGAUUUUCUGAAUUGGUGGACAGCUUGGUAAAGUUUAAAGCAAAACCAAGUAAAUUCAUUCCUCAAUUACGGUGGUACCACUCUAUCCAAUGAAUGUGCAAAAUCUUUUGUACUUACAUGUAAUAAAAAGUUGGGUGCUAGAUUCAGAUAAUUAUAGUUUUUUUGUUUUUUCCAGUGGGACACUUGAAAAUUCCGUGGGGCUUAAGAUGAUUCCCUGUUAUGGAGGGCAAUUUCUAAGAAAUUUUCUUGAAGAGCAGUGUGUAUGUUCCCUCUGCCCUUGUUUUUCUAAUCCUUUCCAGUCCUGCUGGCUGAAAUGUAGACAAGAUGGCUGGAGUUUCAGCCACCAUGUUGGAGCCUGUAGAUGAGAACAAUGUCACACCUAGGGUGGGGAUUGGGAGCUGGAAGUAGCCUGUUCCCUAAGGACUUUGUGGAGUUAGACUGCCCUGCCAAUCCUGGAUUGUCUCUGCCUCUGAACUUAUUUUGUGCUUCUCUUUCUCAAAAUUAAACCCACCUAAAGCAAUAUGGAAAAUAAGCAUUAAAAUAAGCAUUUCAAGUAAGUUGUUAAAGAUUAGUAUUGAAUCUGAUAGGGCUCUCUAGAAUUUAGAUAGAUCGUGGGGUUGAGUCAGGAAGGUUAUAGGAAAAAAAAUCAUUAUCAUGUUGUUUGUAAAUUCUAAGAGUCUGCCUCAGCAGCAAUCUAUCACACAUGGAUUCAGUUAAGUCUUCUAACAGCAAUUGUACAAUUGUGACUAGUUUUUAUUAUUUUUUUUUAUGAAGAACUGUAAGGUGCAAAAUAAGAAGCAGGGCACAUACAAGCAGUCAGGCCAGGGGAGACCCUUUUGAGCUUUGAAAGAUAGGUAAAAUUAAUGAGGCAAAUCAGUGGAAGAUAAAUAUAACAUUGUAACUUGCUUUUAAAAAGCAGAGGGAUAGUGGGAGUACUUUUUGAAAUAGUAGUUUUCUCCUUCCCACUGCUGGUGAUGGUUAAUUUGCUAUGGGGCAAGACUAGGUUUUAUUUACUUAUUUAUUAGUAAUUUUUUCUUUGUUCUUUUUAGAUAUCCAUGAAAGAAGAGUGUAUUCUGAUGUAUUAUACAUAUAUGGAGUAUAACUUAUUCUAAUUAGGAUCUCAUUCUUGUGGUUGUACGUGAUGUGGAGUUAACUGUUCAUGUAUUCAUAUAUGAACAUAGGAAAGUUAUGUCCAAUUCAUUCCACUGUCUUUAAGACUGCAUUUUAUUUGAUGUGUACCCCAGUGUGUAGCACAAUGCCUAGCGUGCUUUAUAAAUGCUGUUGAAAAUAUAUUUCUGGAGGCUGAGUGUGUGGCCAGUGUGAUUGCAUGAACUCUGAGUUGUUUAUGAUCUGCUUCCUAGGUCCCACCUCCCUUUGGAAGCUCUGGCAGGGAGGAUGAUACAGUCAGACAAAGGAGGAGAUCCUCCAGACAGGGACAGGAAGCUCUCUACUGCAACCCAGCCACGGAAUGGCCUCUCCCAAAUCCUGAGGCAUGUGCUGCAGGAGCUGAGCCUGUUCUACAGCCGAGAUGUGAACGGAGUGUGCCUUCUCUAUGAUCUCCUGCACUCCCGGUGGCUGCGGGCCCUGCUAAAGGUUUAUGACUGCCUCCAAGAAUUUAAAGAAAAGAAACUAGUUCCCGCCACACCCCAUGCACAGAAGUUAUCCUGUGAGGUAAUGGAGCUGUUACGAGAUAUCCCUAAUUCUCCUGAGGUCCAGGAGCUGAGAAAGCUCCUCCAGGCUCCACACUAUAAGGCCUUGCUCAGUGCCCAUGACACGGUAGCUCAGAAAGAUUUUGAGCCCCUUCUUCCCCCACUGCCUGACAAUAUCCCUGAGAGCGAGGAAGCCAUGAGGAUUGUUUGCUUGGUGAAAAACCAGCAGCCCCUGGGAGCUACAAUCAAGCGCCACGAGAUGACAGGAGACAUCCUGGUGGCCAGGGUCAUCCAUGGCGGGCUGGUGGAGAGGAGUGGGUUGUUAUAUGCCGGAGACAAACUGGUGGAAGUGAACGGAGUCUCAGUUGAGGGACUGGACCCUGAGCAAGUGAUCCAUAUUCUGGCCAUGUCUCGCAGCACAAUCAUGUUCAAGGUGGUUCCGGUUUCUGAUCCUCCUGUGAAUAGUCAGAAGAUGAUUUACGUUCGUGCCAUGACCGAUUACUGGCCACAGGAGGAUCCUUCCAUCCCCUGCAUGGAUGCUGGAUUGCCUUUCCAGAAGGGAGACAUCCUUCAAAUUGUGGACCAGAAUGACGCCCUCUGGUGGCAGGCCCGGAGAAUCUCAGACCUUUCUACCUGUGCUGGGCUAAUCCCUUCUAACCACCUUCUGAAGAGGAAGCAACGGGAAUUCUGGUGGUCUCAGCCGUACCAGCCUCACACCUGUCUCAAAUCAACCGCAUUGAUUUCUAUGGAAGAAGAAGAUGACAUGAGGAUUGAUGAGAAAUGUGUGGAAGCAGAUGAAGAAACAUUUGAAUCUGACAAGGAGGAAUUUAUUGGCUCUGGUCAAAAGUUCUUUAUUGCUGGUUUCCGCCGCAGCAUGCGCCUUUGUCGAAGGAAGUCCCACCUCAGCCAGCUGCAUGCCACUGCAUGCUGCGCUGGCAGCUGCUACAAUGCAGUGGGUGCCCCUUAUGAGGAGGUGGUGAGGUACCAGCGACGCCCAACAGACAAGCACCGCCUCAUAGUGCUUGUGGGACCUUCUGGCGUUGGAGUCACUGAGCUGAGAAGACAACUUAUUGAAUUUAAUCCCAAUCAUUUUCAGAGUGCUGUGCCACAUACUACUCGAUCCCCAAAGAGUUAUGAGGUGAAUGGGCGUGAAUAUCACUAUGUGUUGAAAGAAACAUUUGAAAACCUCAUGUAUAGUCACAGGAUGCUGGAGUAUGGUGAGUACAAAGGCCACCUGUAUGGCACUAGUGUGGACGCUGUUAAUGCUGUCCUUGAUGAAGGAAAGGUCUGUGUCAUGGACUUAGAGCCUCAGGAUAUUCAAGUGGCUCGAACCCGUGAACUGAAGCCCUAUGUUAUAUUUAUAAAGCCAUCUAGCCUGAGUUGCAUGAAACAAUCUCGGAAAAAUGCCAAGAUUAUCACUGACUUCUUUGUGGACAUGAAGUUCAAGGAUGAAGACCUGCAAGAGAUGGAGGAUUUAGCCAAAAAAAUAGAGACUCAGUUUGGCCAGUUUUUUGAUCAUGUGAUUGUGAAUGACAACUUGCAAGAUGCAUGUGCCCAAUUGUUGUCUGCAGUACAGAAGGCUCAGGAAGAGCCUCAGUGGGUACCAGCAACAUGGAUUUCCACUGAUGCUGAGUCUUAAUCAAGCCUCCUGCUUAAAACUGAAGUUUUAAUAUUAUACCCUUGUUUCAGAGAUCUGAAAUGACAGUUGCAAUCUAAAACAGUAUUAUUUGACCCAUUAUAAUGUGUACAACUUGUGAAGUACUGUAGUUUAUUAAUUAUUAUUAUUUUUUAAAAUGUAUGGUUAGAUAUGUUAUUGUAUGGUUACACAGAUUUACCUGUUUGGCUUUUAGGCAUUUUUUCCCUUUACUUUAUAUGAAAAUUGGUAGAAAUAUGAAUUAUGUUAAGUUGCUGAAAAUGAGAACCUUUCAUAGAUUUCAUAUGGUCUAAGUUUCAGGUAAAAAGAGCUUUCCUAAAUAAAAUAAACAGCACUUAAUUUCAGAAA
This is a messenger RNA of Marmota monax (woodchuck), 8188 nucleotides long. RefSeq names its product MAGUK p55 scaffold protein 4 (gene Mpp4). Lineage: Eukaryota; Metazoa; Chordata; Mammalia; Rodentia; Sciuridae. Gene Ontology annotation, cellular component: plasma membrane; adherens junction. Gene Ontology annotation, molecular function: protein binding. The record is from RefSeq and is a predicted model, not a curated record. The transcript is spliced from 20 exons. Bases 5933 to 7825 code for a protein of 630 amino acids.